Mycena citricolor is the source of this 1363-nucleotide messenger RNA. Lineage: Eukaryota; Fungi; Basidiomycota; Agaricomycetes; Agaricales; Mycenaceae. The record is from the annotation of a GenBank genome assembly.
AGCGUGUGGGCUUGGUUAUAAGUAGCAACUGAGCCAGGCCCCUCUUGCCACAUUCUUCAUGCCAACCACUAUUGCCGUCGAAGAGAGCCCCGCUCAGCAGAGCUCACGAAAAGACCGCGCCGCUGCCGGGAAACCCGCGCACUGGGUCGGCAGUCGACCCAAUCACUUCGUUAACCCAUGGCCGAGCUUCCGGACUCAUGAGACGAUGGAUUUCCUGAGCUUGGCCCUCAAGACCAUUCCGCAGACCACGAAGGGUCCGAAUCCAGCCCACAUUGCGCAAAUUCCCAGCCAAGUUCCCACGUGGGGAGCCAGUGCAGCUGCCGAGAACGCCGGGAAAAUCAAGGCGACGUGGCUGGGCCACGCCUGUUUCCUCGUCGAGCUUCCUUCCGCUCCGGGAGCACCGCGGGGUGCGAGGAUCUUGUUCGAUCCGGUAUUCAGUGACAGGUGCUCGCCGAGCCAGAUAGUUGGACCGAAGCGUUUCACGCCUCCACCAUGCAAGCUGGAGGACAUUCCCGAAUUCGAUGCUGUCGUCAUCUCGCACAACCACUAUGAUCACAUGGACACGGCAUCCCUGCGCAACUUGCUCGCACGCAAAGUGCCCUCUCCUGGACCGCACGUCUUCGCCCCGCUCGGAGAGAACAACGAAGCGUAUUUCAAGUCCCUCGGUGUCCCAGAAUCACGGACACACUGCCUGGAUUGGUGGGAUGGCCGCCGUGUGAGUGUCGCUGGAGACCAAGGCCUGGACAUGAAAUUCGAUGUGACAUUCACACCCGGGCAACACUUCACCGGCAGAGGGCUGAUGGACCGGUUCAAGACGCUGUGGGGUGGAUGGGUCGUCGAGAAUGUGACUGAUUCUGCUACUCCACCCGCCAAAGUCUACUUCGCGGGUGACACGGGCUACCGUUCGGUUCCUUCUGAUACCGACGAAGGCCCUGACAGCUUGCCUGUCUGUCCUGCUUUCAAGGAGAUCGGGGAGAAAUGGAAUGGAUUCGACUUCGCGAUGAUUCCCAUUGGCGCCUAUGCACCGCGCAAGUUCAUGUCCCCCAUCCACUGUGGCCCGCGCGACAGUGUAGCGCUCUUCAAAGAUCUGCGCGUCAAGAAGGCUCUCGGGAUGCACUGGGGGGCCUGGGUGCUGACGACCGAAGAUGUCCAUGAACCACCUUUGCGCUUGCAGGCUGAGUGCGACAAAGCCGGUAUUCCGCAUAAGGAUUUCGAUGUUUGUGCCAUUGGAGAGACGGUGGUGUUUGAUGCGGGCAGUUGAUUCAUUUGGUCGCGGUUUCAGUCUGUUUCUGUUACUUAUUCAUGUUGCUUGCGCGGUACACAUUCAAAUUUGCGGUCGAAUUGAGAUGGCCAGUGACAAGGG